Vitis vinifera (wine grape) is the source of this 424-nucleotide messenger RNA. RefSeq lists its product as uncharacterized. The transcript has 4 exons. The coding region runs from base 14 to 424 and encodes 136 amino acids. Gene Ontology annotation, biological process: proteolysis. NCBI's taxonomy places the organism in Eukaryota, Viridiplantae, Streptophyta, Magnoliopsida, Vitales, Vitaceae. Gene Ontology annotation, molecular function: cysteine-type peptidase activity. The record is from RefSeq and is a predicted model, not a curated record.
AGAGUUUGUUUCCAUGCACGACACAAGUUUAACCAGAGGCAACCUCGCGUCUUUCCAGGGAGACUCUUGGAUUGGCAAUGAUGUCGUGGAUGCAUUUUGCCGAAUGUUGCAAUUCGAUGAUGAAUCAAGGACAAAACUAUUUCUCUCCCCAUACAUAGCUGACAUGGUGAUUCGUUCCAAUGCAAAAUAUUUGACGCACGAUGCAAUUGUUGCGCGUUUUGAUCCAUAUAUGUAUGCCUUUGAUGGUUCGUAUCAGCAUGUUACUCAGGUCUACUUACCGGUCCUUUUUAAAAACCAUUGGACACUUUAUGUCUAUGACUUGCAUAAUAAGCGAAUCCAGCUCCUGGAUUCUCGGCCUGGACAAAAAAGGAGUUGUAUGACUGGAAUACAACAAAAAUUGGUAAGGUUCCUUCCACUCCCCUAA